This is a messenger RNA of Triticum urartu, 2416 nucleotides long. RefSeq lists its product as uncharacterized. The record is from RefSeq and is a predicted model, not a curated record. Lineage: Eukaryota; Viridiplantae; Streptophyta; Magnoliopsida; Poales; Poaceae. Gene Ontology annotation, molecular function: protein binding.
UUUCCUGUACAUGAUUAUUUUCUGGAUAAGAGCGUCCCUCCAUUCCUCCUGUUCAGCGUUAGCCAUGGCCUGGCAGCAACCACCAUCGCCGGCGGCGGCGAAGUCAUCGCCGCCACCCGCUCCCACCACGGUAAUCUCUCUCGACGAAGAUCUCCUCCGCGAGAUCUUCCUCCGCCUCCCCUCCCUCCCGAGCCUCGUCCGUGCCGCCCUCAGCUGCCGCACCUUCCUCGGCGCCGUCCGCUCGUCCCCCGCCUUCCGCCGCAGCUUCCGGGAGGCCCACCUGCCCCCUCUCCUCGGCCUCUUCUUCGACCCCGAAGUCCCCUCCAUCCCCGCCUUCGCGCCCCUCCGCCGCCGCGCCGACCCUGACCUCGCGGCCGCCGUCCGCGGUGCCGAUUUCUUCCUCACCCGCCUCCCCGCCGACGACGACACCUUCCCGGGGUGGGCCAUAGAGGGCUGCUGCGACGGCAACGUCCUCCUCCAGAACUGCAGCCUGGAGCAGUUCGCCGUCUACAACCCCCUCGCGCGGGCCCUGGAUCUCAUCCCCGUGCCGCCCGACAAGAUCUUCGACGGCGCCCGCGGCGACGCCAAGUACCUCGGAUGCUACAUCCUCUCCUCCGAAGAGGGCGGCGAGCCGCUGCGCCUGGUCUACACCUGCCAUGACAAGUCGCGGGCGCGUGCCGCCGUCUUCUCGUCGGAGAGCAGGGAGUGGCAGAUCUUCCCGUGGUCGGAGGCUGUGACGCCACUGCCUGAAGACGAGCACUGGCUUAAAGUUGGCACGUUGGUGAAUGGGUUCGUCUACUGGAUACACACAAAUGAAGCCUACAUCCUUGUGCUGAACACAGCGACACUACAUUUCCCCCAGAUGGAUUUGCCGCCGACCUUGGUGGCGCGAGAUCUCAUAUUCAGGGUUGGCGAGACCAAGGAUGGGAAGCCUUGCAUUGUCUGCCCAAUUGAUUUCGAGCUUUUUGUUUGGGUCCGGGGAGCCGAGGAUGACGGCAUCGAGAGAUGGAUAUUCGACCAGAGGUUUCCGUUGGAGACGAUUGUCGAGGUCACCGAGAGUACACUUGUGGAACAUGGUGACCUGAAGGUUGUGGCCACUAUUGGUGGAUUUGUGUACUUCUCUACCAUGGAAACGUUCCUUGAUGGUCAUAAUCCUAGUUGGUUCAUGUCUCUAUGCAUGGAGACAGGGGAGCUGGCUACGCUCUUUCAGAGGAGAUUUGACGGCCAUCCCCAUCCCUACAUCAUGGCAUGGCCUCCUUGCUUGAUAGACAACCAAGUGCACCCUCAACUCGAAGGUGCUUGAUGGAAUGUGGAUAAGUUGGAGCUCCUGCCCAUGAGAUUAAAAUGAGAAAUUCGGCUUGGAAACCCACUAAGAGUAAGGCAGAAAUUAGGUUAGCUGGAUGGCAAGGGAGGAUCUUGACUACUGGUGGUUGACUUGUUGUGGUUAAAUCAUUCCUUCACACCAUGCCUCGUUGCAUGUAGGGAUUAGAAAGGGAAUUGAUUUUUUCAGAGCAUAGUUUGCUAUGUUAUGAAUACCUACAUAUUGGGAAAUAUCAUUUAGUAGACUGGUAUAUAUUUGUGGACCCAAACAACAGAGGGCAAUAUGGCUCUGUAAACUUAGGACAGAGUAUUGCUGGCAGAAAGCUUUAUAAGAGAAAUAUGUCAAAACCAGUACAUUACUGGUAUCAAAAAACAGAAAUGGAGAUUCUCAAUUUUGGUCAGGUAUCCCUGAUAACAAAGAUUCAUCCUAUAACCAUUGCAGAAGAAUUGUUGGGAAUGGAACUAAUAACAGAUCCUGAAAGGAUUGGUGGCUGGAUAGAGAACCUCUAAUCUCUUUGUUUAUCGUUUCAUACGCUAUAUAAUACUCAUUCUGUUCCUAAAUAUAAGUCUUUUUAGACAUUUCAAAUGAACUACUACAUACGAAUGUAUGUAGACAUAUUUUAGAGUGUAGAUUCACUCAUUUUGCUCCGUAUGUAGUCAUUUGUUGGCAUCUCUGUUUCUGAAGUACUAAAUGAGGGGUGGGAUGCCAUGUUUCUAAACUAGGGCAUAUGAUCAACAGCUGAAACAAAACCGGUCGUAUGAUCAUAUCCCUCCUCCUAACUUUCUAAGAAGAGAAUGGAAGGUUGAGAUGCAUUGUCAAAUUUGUGUCGGAAUGAAACCAUUUUAUCAUUUAUCUCUCUCCUGUUCACUUGCGAGGUUUGUGUGGAAUAAUCUGACGUGCUUUUAAUCUGUACUAUUUUUGCUGCACAAAUUUAAAAACAUGAAGUAUUUCUAGCUACUGUUGGCAUUGCAUCGAUUUUUUUUGAACGAUAUGGUGUUUUAGAAGUCAAGCUUGCUUCGAACAGAAGAGAAUUGCUGAUCCUUUCAUGAUUGAUAUAUUCGUAUGGUAAGUCAUUGGCUAAACUUGUGAUUCUUG